AUGUCGACGGCGACCGCGCGUUCGUGCGCGCGGACGACGCGCGGUGGAGAACGUGGGUGGGAGGCGAAACGACGCGUGAAAGCGUCGGGCGAACGGAUGUCGACGCGCGUGACGACGACGGACGACGACGUCGUGGUGUGCACGGGCGGGCUCGGCUUCAUCGGAUCGCACCUGUGCGAAGGUUUGGUCACGCGCGCGCGCGUGGUGGCGGUGGAUUCGGUGGACGCGCGCGGGCCGUAUCCGGAGAGGCACAAGCGCGCGAACGCGCGCCGGCUCGAGGCGCUCGGCGUGGAGGUUCGGGAGAUGGACGUGGCGAGCGACGCGACGGCGUUCGAAACGCUCGUGCGUGAUUUAGGGGGGGGUGGACGACGAAGAGUCGCGAUCGCGCACUUGGCGGCGCGGUCAGGAGUCGGUUCGGCGAACGAGAAUCCGGCGGGCGCGACUCGGGCGAACGUCGAGACGACGGCGGUGGUGAUGCGAGCGGCGUCGAGCGCGGGCGUCGCUCGAGUGGUUUUAGCGUCGAGUGGAUCCGUGUACGGCGAGGCAUCGAUGACGGCCGAGGGUGCGCCGCGCGCGAGCGCCGUCGGUGACUCAACAGAGCACCCGAAAUCUGCGUACGCCGCGACGAAACGCGGAGCCGAACUCUUGGCUAAGGUGUACGCCGACGGUUAUGGUCACGUCCCGGUCGUCGUUGCGAGAAUUUUUACCGUAUUCGGACCGCGAGGUCGUCCCGACAUGGCGGUCUGGCGUUUCAUCAAGGCACUCGAGGAGGGGAAACGGCUCACGCGAUUUGGAGACGGGAAGAGCACUUGGAGAGAUUACGUCUUCAUAGACGACGUCGUCGAUGCGUUGACGCGAGCGCUCAUGAACGAUAUCGAGGUUCCAUUUUCAAUCGUGAACGUAUCGGGAGGCGCGCCGGUGUAUUUAUGCGAGGUAAUUAAGGCGUGCGAGCGAGCGUGUGAAAAACACGGCGCCGUGGACGAGUCGCCGCCGCGACCGGGCGACGUCGGCGGCACCUUUGGAGAUAUAUCGUGCGCCGAAAGAACGCUCGAUGGUUGGCGACCGACGACUUCACUUGCCGACGGUCUCGCUCGCACGGUAAAAUGGUGGCGAAGCGCCGACGCGGAUGACUAUCGCGAGCCGUGA
This is a messenger RNA of Ostreococcus tauri, 1146 nucleotides long. RefSeq names its product Nucleotide sugar epimerase. The transcript has a single exon. Gene Ontology annotation, molecular function: oxidoreductase activity. The record is from RefSeq and is a predicted model, not a curated record. Bases 1 to 1146 code for a protein of 381 amino acids. Lineage: Eukaryota; Viridiplantae; Chlorophyta; Mamiellophyceae; Mamiellales; Bathycoccaceae.